UAUUUUCUAAGAAUUGUUUACUUUUUUCUACAAAAAACUCUUUGGGCUAGUUCUCUAAAUUGGUUUUUAUUUUCCAGAUACUGUUUAUUUUAUAAUAAAUAUGGAAGAAUAUGAGCUGCAGUUGCUGACUGUAGAACAGGCGCUAUUGACGACACAGGAUGAAAGUACUCGACAAGAAUUGCAAGCUUUAAAAGACAGUAUUAUAGAGCUAAUAGCAUUGACACAAGUUACAGAGGAAGAAAACAAGAAUGGUGAUCAAAUAAACGACGAUGAAAUGCAGAGAUUUAUGAGGGAGAUCAAUGAAAUCGGCAAAGAUGAACAGCGUGAUGAUGGCUCAAAAUUACAAGACUUGAAAAAGAAAUUCGAAAAAAUGAUAGGAGAAAAGUGUUCCGCUCCCCACAAGCAUACAUGGGGAGCAGUAGGUUAUCACAAUGCCAUUAUAUGUGGCAUAGAAGAUGAUGCGUACAUAGACGAGGAUGGCAAUGUUGAUGUUAAAUUGCGAGUUCUGUAUACCAAUCCAACCCAUCGAGAAAUGCUGCCUUGCAAUUUCUACUUUGAAGGUAAUUGCCGAUUUGAUGAUGCCAAUUGCCACUUCUCACAUGGAGAAACGGUGCCAGCUGGCGAAUUAAGAGAAUAUGCAGUUCCGGACUUUUCACGUCUGUCGAGAAAUUGUGUUGUUUUGGCUAAACAAAAUGAUCGUAUGUGGCAUCGUGGGCGGGUGUUGUGUGCCAACUUUGUUGAAAAACUCUGCCGUGUUCGUUUGGAUAAUAGGGAGCACAAGGAACGAGAAAAAGAUUUUAAUUUUGAAGACCUAUUGCCAAUAUUUCAUGAUGAAGAUUUAUCUAGCGGCUCAUCAAGUGAUUCUGACAGUGAUUCCGAUGAAUAUCAAACAACUUCUCUAGAUUCUAACUUAUGUUUUAACAGUUUGUUCACUUACCAACUGACACAACCAUUAGGAAACUGGGAAAAACAUACCAGGGGUAUUGGCUCUAAACUAAUGGAAAAAAUGGGUUAUGUAUAUGGAACCGGUUUAGGAUCCGAUGGCCGUGGCAUAAUAACUCCAGUAACAGCACAAAUUCUACCACCUGGUCGUUCUUUGGAUCACUGCAUGGAACUACGAGAAGCUGCAAACGGAGAUAAAGAUCUUUUUAGUGUGGAGAAAAAACUUCAGAAAGAUCAAAAGAAACAGGAACAAUUGAAUGCUAAAGCUUAUGCAAGAGAGUCUCAAAAAACACCUGUUGAUGUAUUCUCUUUCAUCAACGACACAAUUUUAUCCACCUCCAAAAAUACUGAGGCACCCAAAAGUAAACCAUCUUUACAAAGUCAUUCCUCUAAAUCACUCAAUGUGGAAAGCGUGCGUGUGGCCGAUGAUAUACGUCGUAAGGAACGUGAAAUUAUCGAAGUCGAAAAAUCGUUAAAACGUAAUGCUAGUGGCUCAAAGAUUCACGAUCACUUAAAACAAAAGUUGCAAGCUAAAAAUGUAGAAUUGAAUGUGUUGCAACGAGAAGAAAAGUCCUUGUCAAGGGAACAAGCUACGCGAAAGACAAAAGAAAAGUUGUGUGUUUUUUAAUUUAAUAUGUAUUUGAUUUGUAUUUUUUUUAUUUGGAUUUAAAACUAUAUUAUUGCUAAUUUUAAUUAAUCAUGACAAGAAUUAUAAUUAGACAAAAUGUAAAUUAUUAUUUAGAACCAUUCUUAAAAUUAAGAAUUAAAGAAGGAUGUUAUGAUAAA
Calliphora vicina (urban bluebottle blowfly) is the source of this 1728-nucleotide messenger RNA. Its product is annotated as zinc finger CCCH-type with G patch domain-containing protein. Gene Ontology annotation, biological process: negative regulation of transcription by RNA polymerase II. The coding region runs from base 101 to 1570 and encodes 489 amino acids. The record is from RefSeq and is a predicted model, not a curated record. Gene Ontology annotation, cellular component: nucleus. Gene Ontology annotation, molecular function: DNA-binding transcription repressor activity, RNA polymerase II-specific; RNA polymerase II cis-regulatory region sequence-specific DNA binding; metal ion binding. NCBI's taxonomy places the organism in Eukaryota, Metazoa, Arthropoda, Insecta, Diptera, Calliphoridae. The transcript has 4 exons.